Amblyraja radiata (thorny skate) is the source of this 1251-nucleotide messenger RNA. RefSeq names its product X-ray repair complementing 4 (gene xrcc4). Gene Ontology annotation, molecular function: DNA binding. Bases 153 to 1175 code for a protein of 340 amino acids. Gene Ontology annotation, biological process: immunoglobulin V(D)J recombination; double-strand break repair via nonhomologous end joining; positive regulation of ligase activity. The transcript is spliced from 8 exons. Gene Ontology annotation, cellular component: nucleus; DNA ligase IV complex; DNA-dependent protein kinase-DNA ligase 4 complex. The record is from RefSeq and is a predicted model, not a curated record. NCBI's taxonomy places the organism in Eukaryota, Metazoa, Chordata, Chondrichthyes, Rajiformes, Rajidae.
CACGCCGUGUGUGCUGUGGGGCCCUGGAGUCGGUGUGGAUGAUGUGAGGGAAGGGAGAUUCACAGCGAAUCUUGGCGGCAAAUGCGAACGGCGCCGCUGCUGAGGCUGAGUGCAGUCGGUCUGCAGCUCCAGAAACCAAAUCAACCAAAGUGAUGGAAACACGUAUUUGCAGAAUCUGGCCGCUGUCAACUCCAGACAUCGUGCACUAUCUGAAGAUGAGUUGGGAUGAAGAUCUGGGAAAUGGUUUCACAAUAAUUCUCUGCAAUGGAGAACACGCUUGGAGUGGAAAAGUGUCGAGUGAUCAAAUUACAAUAGAAGCAAAUGAGGCUGAAAUGGACAGAGAAAAAUAUGUUGAAGACCUUCGAAGAGCAUUAACAAUGCAGGAAGAAAAAACUAAAAAUUACAGCUUUGACUUUAUAAAGGACAGCGAAAGAGACGUUUUCCAUUUCUCAUAUGACAAGGUCACACAAGACAUCUCAUUUAAGCUUGGCUCUGUGGAAUUGCAAGCCGUCCCUGACUCAACAGAAGUCAUCAAUGAGCUCAUCAACUUUGUGUUCCAUCGCAACGCAGAGCUACGAGGAAAAAAUGACCACCUGCAACAGGAAAACACGAGACUUUUGAGUGAGCGUAACUACAGCUUGGAAAAAUUGGAGAAAUAUGUAAAGGCUAAAGAAGACCUGGAGCAAGAUCUCUAUUCUCGUUUCAUCUUGGUGCUAAAUGAAAAGAAGGCCAAGAUUAGACAACUACUAGACCGUGUAAAGUGUGCUCAUGAACAGGGUCAAGACAGGAGUGCAGUUGCCACCAGCCAGGAAACCCCAUUGUCAACCAAGGAAGAUUCUGAUUGCAACAAUGAUGAAGAGCUCAAAGGCCAUACUUCUGCAACUGGAAGCUUGGCGCUACCUUCCAAGUCAGCCAUUGAUCUAUGCGAAGGUGAUCUCAUUGACAGCGGUCUGCAUGACAUGGUUGACAUAGCACCAAGUCGAAAGCGACGGUAUCGGAAUCCAAAGCAGAAGGUUGAAGUGGCAGAACCCCCAAAAGCUUUGGAGGAUAAGAGGAUAUGUCCUGUGAGUUCAGCAUUAUCAACUGGUAAUCAUCAGGCUGAAGAAGAACAAGAAGAGUCAUUGUCAACUUUACCCAACACUGUUGAGCCAGAUGAUCUUUUUGACAAAAUGUAAAUUAUUUUUCUUUUAUAAAUGAAUGAUGUACACAAGGAAAUUAAAAUAAAGUAAAUGCAUUACAUUACAAACUAAA